Messenger RNA from Zeugodacus cucurbitae (melon fly), 1850 nucleotides. RefSeq names its product protein tumorous imaginal discs, mitochondrial. NCBI's taxonomy places the organism in Eukaryota, Metazoa, Arthropoda, Insecta, Diptera, Tephritidae. Bases 256 to 1689 code for a protein of 477 amino acids. Gene Ontology annotation, biological process: protein folding; mitochondrion organization; negative regulation of apoptotic process. The transcript is spliced from 2 exons. Gene Ontology annotation, cellular component: mitochondrion. Gene Ontology annotation, molecular function: heat shock protein binding; ATP binding. The record is from RefSeq and is a predicted model, not a curated record.
UCAAGCGCCACACAAAAAUUAAUAAAUAAUAAAAAAGUAUAUAUGUAAAAAAUUAGUAAUGUACAUAAAAUAUACGUUUUCUGCAUAUGUAUUAAAAUAAACUAAAAAGUUAGGCUGUCUUAAGAAUUUUGGGGUCGCUCUGUGCUGAAUAUCUCCAUUAUCAUUGUGAACUGAUUAUCAGCUGUGAAUAGCUAUUGUGAGUGAAAGAAGCAGACGUUCCGAGUUAAGCAUGGUCGGUGCUGUUACCGCAUAGGAAUGUCCCUGUCCGAAGGAAUUAUUGUGAAAAUGAUUUCGUCAGCCAAGUCUAUCAAUUUGCGUGCAUUCCGCCAACUUUCAAAUCGUGCUACCAAUUAUUAUUCGGCAGAAUGUAUAGGAUUGCAGCAAAUGACACAGCAACGGUUCCUAUCUGGCUGGAAUGGACGUGGAAAAUUUUUGCCGAAAUUGCUGUUGACUACAACACCCGAGCGGCAUCAGCGGUUUGAUAUACACAUGACAAAUGUUUUAUCCGCCAAAGACUACUACCAAAUAUUAGGUGUAGCCAAAAACGCUAGUUCAAAAGACAUUAAAAAAGCAUACUAUCAGCUGGCUAAAAAAUAUCAUCCUGAUACCAAUAAAAACGAUCCAGAUGCAGGCAAAAAAUUCCAAGAAGUUUCUGAAGCAUAUGAAGUUCUAAGCGAUGACACCAAAAGGCGUGAAUAUGACACAUAUGGUCAGACAUCUGAAAAUAUAGGACGUCAAGGAGGGUUCGGCGGACAGGGUCCCCAGGGUUUCUCACAAAAUUGGCAAUUUCGCUCUACCAUUGAUCCAGAAGAACUGUUUCGUAAAAUAUUUGGUGAAGCUAACUUCCGAAGUAAUAGCUUUGAUGAUUUUGCUGAUUCCAAAUUCGGCUUUGGUGCUGCUCAAGAAAUCGUUAUGGAUUUAACCUUUGCACAAGCAGCUAGAGGAGUUAACAAGGACGUAAACGUCAAUGUUGUCGACACAUGUGCAAAGUGCAAUGGAUCAAAAUGUGAACCGGGCACAAAACCUGGUCGUUGUCAAUAUUGUAAUGGCACAGGAAUGGAAACAAUUUCUACGGGACCGUUUGUAAUGCGCUCCACUUGUCGAUAUUGUCAAGGAACGCGGCAAUACAUUAAAUACCCAUGUACCGAAUGUGAUGGCAAGGGGCAGACCGUGCAACGCAAGAAAGUGACUGUGCCAGUUCCAGCAGGUAUAGAAAAUGGGCAAACGGUAAGGAUGCAGGUUGGACGUAAAGAGCUCUUCGUAACUUUCCGCGUUGAAACCAGCAAAUAUUUCAAACGGGAAGGCGCUGAUGUCCAUACCGAGGCCUCAAUAUCGAUAUCACAAGCGGUAUUUGGUGGUACUGUACGUGUACAAGGUGUAUACGAGGACCAAUGGAUUAACAUACCAGCUGGUACUUCUUCACAUCACAAGGUGUAUCUUCGUGGAAAAGGCCUGAAACGUGUAAAUGCUCACGGUCACGGUGAUCAUUAUAUAAAUAUCAAAAUUGAUGUACCGAAAAAUCUUACGGCCGAACAAAAGGCUUUGAUGGAGGCGUAUGCUGAACUCGAAACGGACACUCCGGGACAGAUCAACGGAAUAACCAGACAAAAAGAUAACACCAAAAAGGCUACAACAGCGGACACCCCGAAAACGUUACUAUCGAAAAUUAAAUCGCUCUUUAACAGAUAGUCCAAAUAAUAUUAGUGAUUUACGUGUGUGUAAAUGGGUAGGAGUUAAUGAUCACUUGUAUUAGGAACGAUACAAUUGAAUGCUUUAUUGUUUUAGUUAGUUUAAUAGACGGUGAAAAUUGAAGUAAAAUAAAUUACUAUAUAUAUUAGCUGUAAAAACAA